CUAGUUUUGUUUUCCUUUUCACUUUCACGGUUUCACCCAAAACCACCCAUGGUUUCGCCAACCCCACUUUAAAACCACCCAACUCUAACAUCCUAAGUAGCCACAUAUUUAAGGAUCCUCAUCCCACAGCCUCAACCCAAACCAAACCAAACCAAACCAAAUCAAAGCAAGCCAAUUGGUCUCUCUCUUACACCAUGAGUGCAUCAACCAAAGCUUGGAUUGUGGCAUCAAGCAUAGGGGCAGUGGAGGCCUUGAAAGACCAAUUAGGUGUAUGCAGAUGGAACUAUGCUUUAAGGUCACUACAACAACAUGCAAAGAACAACAUCAGAUCUUAUAGUCAAGCUAGGAAAUUGUCCUCUGCAUCCUCUGCUGCGGUUUCCAACAAGGUCAAGAGAACCAAAGAAGAGCAUAUGGGGAAAGUCAUCGAAUUCAAUUGCUGGGGUCCUAGUACUGCAAAGUUUUAAUUAGUUAAUAUUUAUCUUGGGUGUUGCUACGAUGAGACGGUGAAUAGAGACUGCUUUUUUCCAUAUUCAAUCCCAAUAUCCCCCAUUAAGCAUCAUUAUGUAUCUCACUUCCAAUGUCUAGUGCCCCUUUGCAAGAUAUAUACUUAUUCGUAGUCCUUUCAUCUCCUCAUGUUAUGUAUCUUAUUUCAUCCCAUUAUUAUAGCAAAUAUAUCUCGAUCGAUUUGAAGAAAAAAUGAGGUGUAUAGUGUAUUUUCCUUCUACCCCUAUAAAUGAUGAAAAAUUCUAGAUUGGUUUUA
Messenger RNA from Glycine soja, 760 nucleotides. RefSeq lists its product as uncharacterized. The record is from RefSeq and is a predicted model, not a curated record. Lineage: Eukaryota; Viridiplantae; Streptophyta; Magnoliopsida; Fabales; Fabaceae. The transcript has a single exon. The coding region runs from base 195 to 464 and encodes 89 amino acids.